UGUCCGCUCUUCAGCCGGCGGUCGGGGGCGGUGAAAAGCGAGUGAGGAGAGCGCGACGGCGGCGUAGCCAUCGCUGAGGGGAGAGCGAGGCCCGAGCUUCCGCGCCGAGAUUGGUGACUGAGGAAGGGAACCCAGAGACUCCUUGAACAACGAAGGCAAGCAUAGUGCCUAAGUGGUACCCAGCCUACAGACUGAAGUUCUUGAGUUCCUGAGUUGGGCACAGUCAAAAUGGUUUCAAUCCCAGAAUACUAUGAAGGCAAGAAUAUCCUCCUCACAGGAGCUACUGGUUUCUUAGGGAAGGUGCUUCUGGAAAAGUUGCUGAGAUCUUGUCCUAAAGUGAAUUCAGUCUAUGUUUUGGUGAGGCAGAAAGCUGGACAGACACCACAAGAGCGCGUCGAAGAAAUCCUUAGUGGCAAGCUUUUUGACAGGUUGAGAGAUGAAAAUCCAGAUUUUAGAGAGAAAAUUAUAGCAAUCAACAGUGAACUCACCCAACCUAAACUCGCUCUCAGUGAAGAAGAUAAGGAGGUCAUUAUAGAUUCUACCAAUAUCAUAUUCCACUGUGCAGCUACUGUAAGAUUUAAUGAAAAUUUAAGGGAUGCUGUUCAGUUAAAUGUGAUUGCUACACGACAGCUUAUUCUCCUUGCACAGCAAAUGAAGAAUCUGGAAGUGUUCAUGCAUGUGUCAACAGCAUAUGCCUACUGCAAUCGAAAGCAUAUUGAUGAAGUAGUUUAUCCUCCCCCUGUAGAUCCCAAGAAGCUGAUUGAUUCUUUAGAAUGGAUGGAUGAUGGCCUAGUAAAUGAUAUUACACCAAAAUUGAUAGGCGACAGACCUAAUACGUACAUAUACACCAAGGCAUUGGCAGAGUAUGUUGUACAACAAGAAGGAGCAAAGCUAAAUGUUGCCAUUGUAAGGCCAUCAAUUGUUGGUGCCAGUUGGAAAGAACCUUUUCCAGGAUGGAUUGAUAACUUUAAUGGACCAAGUGGUCUCUUCAUUGCGGCAGGGAAAGGAAUUCUUCGAACAAUGCGUGCCUCCAACAAUGCCCUUGCAGAUCUUGUUCCUGUAGAUGUAGUUGUCAACACGAGCCUUGCUGCAGCCUGGUAUUCCGGAGUUAAUAGACCAAGAAACAUCAUGGUGUAUAAUUGCACAACAGGCAGCACUAAUCCUUUCCACUGGGGGGAAGUUGAAUACCAUGUAAUUUCCACUUUCAAGAGGAAUCCUCUCGAACAGGCCUUCAGACGGCCCAAUGUAAAUCUAACCUCCAAUCACCUUUUAUAUCAUUACUGGAUUGCUGUAAGCCAUAAGGCCCCAGCAUUCCUGUAUGAUAUCUACCUCAGGAUGACUGGAAGAAGCCCAAGGAUGAUGAAAACAAUCACUCGUCUUCACAAAGCCAUGGUAUUUCUUGAGUAUUUCACAAGUCAUUCUUGGGUUUGGAAUACUGAUAAUGUCAAUAUGUUAAUGAACCAACUAAACCCCGAAGAUAAAAAGACCUUUAAUAUUGAUGUACGGCAGUUACAUUGGGCAGAAUAUAUAGAGAACUACUGCAUGGGGACUAAAAAAUACGUAUUGAAUGAAGAGAUGUCUAGCCUCCCUGCAGCUAGAAAGCAUCUGAACAAGUUGCGGAAUAUCCGUUAUGGUUUCAAUACUAUCCUUGUGAUUCUUAUCUGGCGCAUUUUUAUUGCAAGAUCACAAAUGGCAAGAAACAUCUGGUACUUUGUAGUUAGUCUGUGUUACAAAUUUCUGUCAUACUUCCGAGCAUCCAGCACUAUGAGAUACUGAAGACCAAGAAUUUAGCAUUAGAACAUCUAUGCAUAUGGUGAUCUAAAUGCACAAAAUGUAAAAUGUACCUAAGUCAUCUCACCUUUUGUUAAGACAUUAAACCAUCUUAAGUUGGAGCGUGGAGUAAAUUAUGGUCCAUUUUAUGUAACAUUUUAAUGUUUAUGCUCAAAAUAUAGUGAACACACUGUGGUAUGCCAGCUCAGAUCUGCAAUAGCCACUCAAACUAUGACUUACAUUUUGGUCCUUGAAAUGCAGAGGGUAGGAAGAGGGCAGAAGCGGGGCUAUGGGAACAUUGACCAGUAUAACUGUGCAGUUCUGGAACAUACUAAUUAAAACAUGCCUUAACAUGCAGUCCUAAUUUCAGUGCAAUGGGAAGUGUACAGACAGGAGGCCUAGUUAGGUUAGUUAAGUAUUUGAUUUGAUUCUUCAUUGUUGGAUUUCUUUUUUUUUUUUUUUUUUAAUCAAAUGAGAUGUGGGUUUUAGUUUUGUUAAGAACACAGCCAUGUAUUUUUUGCUUCCUAUAAGUUAAAGAUGGUAUCAGAUGUAAAGACAUGUUCUAAUUUUCUUUCUGAUUAAAUGUGUGUUGCAUAUCAUUUUCCUGCAAGUAAUCAGUUGUUCUUAUGAUCAGAAGGCCAAAUAUUAUUCUAUAGACACUGAUGGAUCUAAGUGAAUUUGAGAAUCCAUAUCAGUAUAUGCUCUGUGCAUUUGAAGCGAAGUGAAAACAUGCACAGUAAAACUGUGUUAGUAUCAAAAGAAUGGUACAACAUUUUUCUAGUCUACAUUUUGAUCAAAUGGAACUCUGGUGAGAUGUGUUUUCAUUUUGAAGAGGAUUUCUUGAGACUUGAUUGGAGAUGGGAUUAGGGAAGGAUUCAUCAUACAUGUUCUCUCUAUUCCUUUAUAAAUUUUCUCACAAGAUUCACCCCGUCUGAACAUGCAUUAUUAUGAAGAAAUGUAGUUGCAGCUUUUAACAAAGAAAAUAUCCUCAUGUGUUUGUCAACACAUACUGAUUUUGACCUUGAAAGCUGAAUUCCUUAAAAAUAAGUAAUGCAUAAGUAUGUGUAUAAAAUUAAAUAAAGGAUUUUACCAUGUAAAGUAGCAAACUUUUGAAUGAGUAUCAAGUCAUCAUUUCUUUGCAUGUUCUUUUAGCUUUAGACAGACAUGAGUUAUAGAAAUAAUAGCAAGAAAACUGAUGUAUAUUUAUUGAUACAUUACAAUUCCCUUUAAAUCUUACUAGUUUGUUACUAUUUUAUCAUAUAUUUUCUUUAAUGGCUUGUUCAGCACAACACUUAUAAUUAAGCUGAUCAAGUUGUACUACAUUUAAAUCAUCAGCAGUGUAUCUUGAAAGUGCUUAAAGGGUCAGUUCGCAGUACAAGAAAUUAAAUGUAACUUUACAUUUUAAUUUUUUGUCAAUGAAAUACAGUGUAAAAGUUUAUUUUGCUAUUGUGGAAAAACAAAAUGUAAAGGAAACCAGCUUUUUCCAUGCAGGUGUGUAUAGUCUUGAAAAGGAAAAAAUGCUUCUUUGUUGAAGCCAGACUUUGUGUAGUAAAACUUUUAAACAUUAUUUUAAAGGAAAUAUGUAUGUAAAUAUCUAUGUAUCUUUGGAAUGAUACUGAAGUCUCUGGUCUAGGACCAUGCCUUUUGUAAGGUAUGAGAGACCAUGAUAGUGUGUGAAAUGGAAUAAAUGAUACCUUUGAUUAAGGUGGCCCAUAUAAUAUACAUUGAGUACUCCAUGUCUCCAAGUACAUUUCCAUGAUGUAAUGAAAACACACUAACCUUUGUAUGAUUUUUAUACAUCUGCCAAAUAUACCUAGAAUCUGGUGAAUUGUCUUUGGGUCUCAGAAAAGAAUCAGGUGCAAUGUGGGCAGGUCUGUAAAGUGAAUUGGACAUGUAUCUUCUGUUUUAUUGCUUGUGUAAUCUAAUUUAAAGAAAUGCUAACUAGGGCCUUGCUGAGGUUACAAAUUAAUUUUAUAUGUUUAGAAUCCUGUUGACAAAAGGUAAUGAGUAAAUGGCAUUCAUCCUGGAAUUUACAAUUUUAAAAUUAGUAUGGAGGGUAAAAUGUGAGAUUGUCAGUCCUCACCAAGUAUGUUUUGGAUUCAAGUCAUAUUUAAAGAGUUUAGAAAUGUAUUCUGUUUGUAAUUUGCUAGACAGAGUUUUUAGUUCUGGUUAUAUUUUUCAUACAGAAUAUUCAAUAGGACAACCUGUAAAAUAAAUUGAUUUCAUUCAACUCAUUUGACAAAACUGUAUUCUAAACCAUUUAGGGUUUUCCCCUUAUCUUUUCUUCUCUGAACUCUGGCAUACAUAUUUGUACACUGUAAUGUCAUUGUAACCAUUUAAUUAAUUGCCUUGGCAACGCUAAUGUAUCUUAAAGCUUAGUGCAGAUAAGCAUGACCAGGUUGUAUGUUGUUUGACUUGAGGGUGACAUAGAAUAAGUGUUCCUCCAGUCUGCCAGAUGACUCUUGGAAGUGGGAGGGAACUUUCCCUUCUCCCCUUUGUGUUUGUCUGUAGGAACUGAUUGGAAAACUUUGUUUUGUGUUUUGUUUGUUUGUUUGUUGUUUUAAGUGUAAACUGAUAAUCUUUUAUAAGAAGUCAAUAGAAGCAUUGGGUGCCUUUGUUUGUAAACCAAAAAGUAAUAAAUGAAUCCCUAUAUUUCUAUUCUA
Onychomys torridus (southern grasshopper mouse) is the source of this 4433-nucleotide messenger RNA. RefSeq names its product fatty acyl-CoA reductase 1 (gene Far1). Lineage: Eukaryota; Metazoa; Chordata; Mammalia; Rodentia; Cricetidae. The coding region runs from base 229 to 1776 and encodes 515 amino acids. The transcript has 14 exons. Gene Ontology annotation, cellular component: peroxisome. The record is from RefSeq and is a predicted model, not a curated record. Gene Ontology annotation, molecular function: alcohol-forming very long-chain fatty acyl-CoA reductase (NADP+) activity. Gene Ontology annotation, biological process: long-chain fatty-acyl-CoA metabolic process.